UGCUGGGCGCAGAGGGGAGAGGCGCUGCCGCCAGCGCUGCCGCGGGGACCCGUUAGAGCGGAAGCGCCGCCGCCGCCGUCCCGGGGCCCCCUGGUUCCCGGCAGGUGGGAGGUGGGCGCCAUGUCGAAGCGGCUCCGGAGCAGCGAGGUGUGCGCCGACUGCAGCGGGCCGGACCCUUCCUGGGCGUCCGUGAACAGGGGGACCUUCCUGUGUGAUGAGUGCUGCAGUGUCCACCGGAGCCUGGGGCGCCACAUCUCUCAAGUCCGGCAUCUCAAACACACGCCAUGGCCUCCCACACUGCUUCAGAUGGUCGAAACCUUGUAUAAUAACGGUGCUAAUUCUAUAUGGGAACAUUCCUUACUGGACCCCGCCUCCAUCAUGAGUGGAAGACGUAAAGCUAAUCCCCAGGAUAAAGUACACCCUAAUAAAGCGGAAUUCAUCCGAGCCAAGUAUCAGAUGUUAGCGUUUGUCCAUCGCUUGCCGUGCAGGGAGGACGAUAGCGUGACUGCCAAAGAUCUUAGUAAGCAACUUCACUCGAGCGUGAGAACCGGGAACCUGGAGACCUGCCUGAGGCUCUUGUCUCUCGGGGCGCAGGCCAACUUCUUCCACCCGGAGAAAGGAAACACCCCGCUCCACGUCGCCUCCAAAGCCGGGCAGAUUUUACAGGCGGAGCUGCUGGCGGUGUACGGAGCCGACCCCGGCACGCAGGACUCCAGUGGGAAAACGCCUGUUGAUUAUGCAAGGCAAGGAGGGCACCACGAGCUGGCAGAGCGCCUGGUGGAAAUCCAGUACGAGCUGACUGACAGACUCGCCUUCUACCUCUGUGGCAGGAAACCAGAUCACAAAAAUGGACAGCACUUUAUAAUACCUCAGAUGGCAGACAGCAGCCUGGAUUUGUCUGAAUUGGCCAAGGCUGCCAAGAAGAAACUUCAGUCUCUGAGCAAUCACUUGUUUGAAGAGCUCGCCAUGGACGUGUACGAUGAGGUUGACAGGCGAGAGACGGAUGCAGUCUGGCUGGCCACGCAGAACCACAGCACCCUGGUCACCGAGACAACCGUCGUCCCCUUCCUUCCGGUCAACCCUGAGUAUUCAUCCACACGGAACCAGGGCAGACAGAAAUUAGCUCGGUUUAAUGCCCAUGAGUUUGCCACGCUGGUUAUCGACAUACUCAGUGAUGCCAAGCGGAGACAGCAAGGCGGCCCUCUCUCUAGUUCAAAAGACAACGUGGAGCUGGUCCUGAAAACGAUCAGUAACCAGCACAGCGUUGAGAGCCACGACCACGACCAGCCAGACUACGACAGCGUGGCUUCAGACGAGGACACGGACCCGGAAGCCACCGCCAGCAAGGCAAGCCGGCAGAAGAGCCUAGAUUCAGAUUUAUCAGAUGGACCAGUCACUGUGCAGGAAUUUAUGGAGGUCAAACACGCUCUAGUAGCUUCUGAGGCCAAGAUACAGCAGCUAAUGAAGGUGAAUAACAACUUGAGUGACGAGCUGAGAAUUAUGCAGAAAAAGCUUCAGACACUCCAGAGUGAAAACUCGAACCUCAGGAAACAGGCCUCCACCGACCUCUGUCAGGCGCAGACGGGGCCUGAGUGCACCGGCGCUUCCAGCCACUCGUCCCUAAAGCGGCGUCCGUCUGCCCGGGGCAGCAGGCCCAUGUCCAUGUACGAGACGGGGUCGGGGCAGAAGCCCUAUCUCCCCCUGGGAGAAGCGGACCGCCCGGAAGAGAGCAGGACGAGGCUGCAGCCUUUCCCCGCACACAUCGGGAGGAGUGCGCUUGUGACCUCCUCUUCGUCUCUGCCUUCCUUCCCCUCCACACUCUCCUGGUCGAGGGACGAGAGCGCCCGAAGGGCGUCCCGGCUGGAGAAGCAGAACAGCACGCCCGAGAGUGACUACGACAACACCCCACACGACACCGACCCCGAGGACCUAGGGUCCAGCCGGAAGGGGCGGCAAAGGAGUCUGAUGUGGCAAGGGGACAGCGUGGUUCCCGAUGCGGCAGAACCCCACUCGACCCCGGGCCCCGUCCCCAGCACCGAGGACGUCAUCCGGAAGACCGAGCAGAUCACCAAGAACAUUCAGGAGCUGCUCAGGGCCGCUCAGGAGAACAAGCACGACAGCUACAUCCCCUGCUCGGAGAGGAUACACGUGGCCGUCAGCGAGAUGGCAACCUUGUUCCCCAAGAAAGCCAAGUCCGACCUGGUGAGGACGUCCCUGCGCCUGCUCACAGCCAGCGCCUACCGCCUGCAGGCGGAGUGCAGGAAGGCCCUCCCCGGGGACCUGGGCCCCCCCGCCGACAUCCAGCUGGUCACGCAGCAGGUCAUCCAGUGUGCCUACGACAUCGCCAAGGCCGCCAAGCAGCUGGUCACCAUCACCACCAAAGAGAACGCCAACUGACGGGCCGGCUCGGGGGAGCCCCGCGCCAGAUGGAGGACACGGAACUCUCGGGAUUUUUCCCGACUCGAACGUUGAACGAAUGAAACUUUCAGACUUUUUUCGAAGAAAGCUCAGUAUUAUUUUUGCAUGUUUUCUAACAACUUUUCAACUAUCGGUUUAAUCCACUUGCCUUAUUUUGUGCCAGUUUACUUUGCUCCCUGACGUUCUUCUGUCCUGUCGGUGACUGUUGGGGUAGGGAUCAGAGCCACACGCGGAACCGCCCUGUCAGAAGCUCGCCGGGGCUCCUCCAUCCCGUCCGCCCGCCGGCCUGCGGUGCAAGUGAAGAGAGGCAGUGUUCAGUGAGGCGUUUCCUCGAGAGAGUUGGCGGAAAAACACAAUCCCGCAGAAGUCCGCAUUGUCUGUUCCCCGGCACGCGCCGUCAGUGAGCGGAUCCUCCGGCCUUCUGCAGGGUCUCUGAAGCUUGGGGCAUCUCCAAGCGUGUCUGUAGAGAAAAGGACUUGACCACUUUCUGACAGUAGUGAACGCUCUCGGAAGGAAGCAGCGGGUGCUCUGUUUCUCUUUUUAACAGUUAUAAUGUGUUACAUGUCCUCUUGUGAAUUUUGGAUUUUGAACUUCUCUCUCUGUCUCUCUCUGUGUCUCUCUCUCUCUCUCUCCGUCUCUCUCUCUCUGUCUCUCUGUCUCUGUCUCUCUCUCUCUCUCUCUCUCUCUCUCUCUCUCUCUCUCUCUCUCUCUCUCUCUCGUUUUUACUCUCCUCCUGAAGUUUGCCUGGCAUCAGGUUAAUACCCAUCCCCCACGCUGCAUCUCCUUGGUCCACACCCAGUGAGGAGCACCCCCGUGUCACGCCACGUGACCCUGUGCUCUGCCUUACCCCGGGAACCCAGACGUCUCACCCCAAAGCAGGGCCCCGGUGAUCACCUUCCCCACAAGCCAUCAGCGAACCCGGAGCGCCCGUUCCGAGAACACUGCCUCAGCCUGAGCGGGGGAGCUCUGAUCUCCCCCGGGCACGGCCCGCCGCCUCCCUGCCCCCGGAGCUCAGCUACCCCAUCCAUCCCUCAGCGCCUCCCCCACCCGGCCUGCUGCUCUCAGCUCGGCAUCCCUGGGGGCUUCCUGUAAGACAGCCACCCGAGCUGGGGGCUCCUCGAGACUCCCCCGGGGUGCCCCCACCGUCCCCAAGCCAGGAAGCAGGACAGAGAUUGCAUUUCGGGCUGCUGAGCAGACCUUUCCCGUGCUGGGUGUCAAGGCGUGUUUCUGUCCCGGAGGGUCUGCGGGUGGCCCCGAGCCCGACAGCGGCUGCGACCGGGCUGGCGUGAUGCAGAGUGGUGGCGACCGGGUGAUGCUUAGGGGCAGCUUCUCCCCAGCCUCCCCAGGGCUGCCCGGCGGAAAAGUAGGUCCAGGCGGCUAGAGCUUUGGCUCUUCAGAGGACGCCAGCGGUCUGGACGUGUUUGUGCCAUAUUUCUGUGUCCGUAGACGUCGGAGACUCCUGUCCGAGUUUCGAAGCACAGCGUGGGGGAGCUCCAGCUCCCGGGAAGCCCCGGUUGUGGCCUUUGCUCCAGGACCCCCCGGAAGCAGGUGCGAGGGCCUCGCCUCCCCGGCCGUCUGGCUCAGCCCGGGGCCUUCCCAGAACCGGGGCUCCUGUCGCCUGUGCUGGGCUUCUCCGAGGCCUGGUUUCCCCCCACGUAUCCCUCCCGUCCCAGCACUCUGCCUCUGUUUCCCCAGAACUGUGACUCACACACACACACACACACACACACACACACGCUGUCUCUCGGGGGCCACCUGCCCCCUCGCCUCACGUGGAUGCUCUGCUACCCGAGUACCCCGGGGAAAGGGUCGCGUCCCCACCAGCCGCCUCCACCUGCUUGCCUGCACAACCCGAAGUGCCACGCUCCCGCCGGGCGCCGACACCCUCCGGCAGGGUGCCCGCCCGCCCGCCCGCGGCGGAAGCCCCUCUCAGCCUUCUCUGCAUGCUGCAUGCACUCAGCCACUCCCCCCAACCGCCCCCCCCCGGCCCCAGGCGGUGCUGCAUUUGGUGCCCUUUGGCCCCCAGGGGACAAGAGUCUUCACUGAAGCCGACGGAGGAUGUUUCUGCGUCCUAGGGCAAGUGAGGACCAACCAGAGGGUCCCUGCUAACCCACGGUGCCAAAACUAGAAAGAAGUUGCCAGGCGGAGUGACCCCCCCCCCAGGGACAGGAGGGUCAGCAAUGCCUGUGUCCAGUGUCCACCACAGCCGCCGCUGAGACCCAGUGUCAGAAGUCCCUCCGAGCCCGUCGGCAAGUCGCACCCGGUCUGAGUGGUGGACCCGUCCACCUCUGGCACGGGUCCCGUCCCCCUGCACUAGUAUCUGCGUCUGUCACCGCAGUUCUUCCCCCUUCCUUCCCAGAGGCCGUUCCCUCCCCACCCCCGCCCGGACAGGACAGAGGUGCACUUUAUGGAGCGGACACUCGGACACUCGCUGGAGAGAAGGACACGUCCCGCUCCUGAGCUUCGGCCUCGGCACGCAAAUAGUUCUUAUUUGCCAAAGAGCCACGGACUGGGCCCAGAGACCCGACCCGGCAUCUCGCCCCGCCAGAACUGUCCUGCCCCUCCACGCGGGGUCGGAGUGGCCGCGCCACGACCCUGAGCUUCCCAGGAAUCAUGUCCUUUGAGUCCCUUCCUCAUCCGGGUUGAAGGUCACACCCCACCUUCUCUCUCUCUCUCUUUUUUUUUUUACAAAAGAAAAUGCUGCAUUGGAAAAAAAUGAAAUGCCUUUCGAUCACAUGUGUUUGGUCCGUGUCAUCCCUUGUCCUGGACUGUCCUUUCAUGUCUUUGCUGUAGACUCUCCUGUAAUUACUGUCCAACCUUUCCAGCGUUGUAAAACCGUUUGGAACAUGUGCCUGCUAGUUAUGCAAUAAAUAGGCUCUCUCGUCA
This is a messenger RNA of Sorex araneus (European shrew), 5304 nucleotides long. RefSeq names its product GIT ArfGAP 2 (gene GIT2). The transcript is spliced from 20 exons. NCBI's taxonomy places the organism in Eukaryota, Metazoa, Chordata, Mammalia, Eulipotyphla, Soricidae. The coding region runs from base 121 to 2397 and encodes 758 amino acids. The record is from RefSeq and is a predicted model, not a curated record. Gene Ontology annotation, molecular function: GTPase activator activity; protein binding. Gene Ontology annotation, biological process: regulation of ARF protein signal transduction; brain development.